Molecule: messenger RNA, 6869 nt
Organism: Doryrhamphus excisus (bluestripe pipefish)
Lineage: Eukaryota; Metazoa; Chordata; Actinopteri; Syngnathiformes; Syngnathidae
Gene: tns2a
Product: tensin 2a
Biological process (GO): peptidyl-tyrosine dephosphorylation
Cellular component (GO): focal adhesion
Molecular function (GO): protein binding; protein tyrosine phosphatase activity
Source: RefSeq, a predicted model, not a curated record
GUAUAUAAGAGAAGAGUGAGGUAACCGAGCUGAGCGGCAGAGGCAGAACGAGGCGUGAGAGCCGAGCAGACGGAUGCAGGAGAGUUGAGGGAGUGAGUCAAGUAGGGAAGUGUGUGUGCAAGGCAGUAAAACGGGGCCCUCAUGUAGACGGCAUGGAGUUGAGCAAGAGGUGUUUUUAAAAGUGGACUUGGAAAGGAAAGAGAGGAGUUAGAGGAGGGGUGGGGUGCUGUUGUGAGCGUAUCCUCGAGCCAGGCUGUACUACAAGCCAGGAAAAGGGGAAGGGCCUCCAUCUCAAAAACAGCUGCCCUGCCCGUGUGGAGCCCCAUCGGGUGAGACUGUUGGCAGAAGUGAGGGGACAGGAGUUGUCCACCUACAUGGGUUGCGUCCUGAGCUCGGAUUGGUGUGGGGAGGACGUGGUGCAAGCCGUCCCAGUGGUCAGGAGCCCCUCUGUGAAGACUAAGAGCCUGGAGAGGAGUGACAGUGGAAGGAUGAGACUGAUGAAGGCAGCGAAGGGGGAGCCUCACGCCUUCAAGGAGAAGACCUUCAAGAAGAGGCGUCAGUGCAGCGUGUGUCACCAGAACUUGGACAACAUAGGCUACUUCUGCAGAGUAUGCAAGAUAGCCACUCACAGAAAGUGCGAGGCCAAGGUGACCACAGCAUGUAACCCAGCUCCUGCCAAUGACCUGCGAAGAGGGACCGCUCCAUCUCGAAAUGCCCAACACUUGGGCUCCACCAAAUCUUUGACAUACACCAAGCAGAGAAACACCCUGCCCAGGAGCUUCAGCGUGGACCGUGUGAUGGAGCGGGUGAUGGAGCGUCACUAUGACUUCGACCUCACCUACAUCACAGAGAGGAUCAUCUCUGUCUUCUUCCCACCGAAGCUGGAAGAGCAGAGGUACCGACUCAAUCUGAAAGAGGUGGCCGCCAUGCUGAAGUCCAAGCAUCAGGACAAGUUUUUGCUCCUCAAUCUUUCCGAAAGGCGCCAUGAUAUGAGUCAACUAAAUCCAAAGGUUCACGACUUUGGCUGGCCAGACCUCCACGCCCCGCCUCUGGAUAAGAUCUGCGCCAUAUGCAAGGCCAUAGAGACGUGGCUGACCUCUGACCCACAGCACGUGGUGGUCCUGCACUGCAAGGGUAACAAAGGCAAAACAGGAGUUAUCAUCGCAGCCUACAUGCACUACAGCAAGAUCUCAGCAGGGGCGGACCAGGCUCUCAGUACUCUGGCCAUGAGGAAAUUCUGUGAAGAUAAGGUGGCCUCUUCCCUCCAGCCAUCACAAAACAGGUAUAUCUAUUACUUUGGGGGUCUUUUGUCCGGAGCUAUCAAGAUGAAUAGCAGCCCCCUCUUCCUCCACCAGGUUCUCAUUCCAUCCCUGCCUAACUUCCAAGGAGAAAGAGGUUACUACCCUUUCCUGAAGAUCUACCAAUCCAUGCAGUUGGUCUACACGUCAGGCAUAUAUGACCUACAAGGAAGUGGAGGAAGGCGACUUUGCGUGACCAUCGAGCCAGCGCUGCUACUUAAAGGUGACAUCAUGGUCAAGUGCUAUCACAGGCGAGCCCAGACUGCUGACAGGGACGAUGUGUUCAGGCUGCAGUUCCACACCUGCACCAUUCAUGGAGCUCAGCUAUGGUUUGGCAAAGGGGAACUAGAUGGUGCUUGCACAGAUGAGCGUUUUCCAUCUGAUGCCACAGUGGAGUUUGUCUUUUCCACUGGACCUGAGAAGAUCAAAGGUCGCGAGUACCACAAAAACGACCCGGCUGUCACCGUGGAUUACAACACCGCUGACCCAGUAGUCCGCUGGGAUUCUUAUGAGAACUUCAACCAGAGAUACCAGGACAGUCUUGACGAUAUCGCCCACACAAGAGGCCCCCUGGAUGGGAGUCUCUACGCUCAGAUAAAGAAGCGCCGGGGUCCAAGUUCUGGUUCUCUCUCUUCAACCAAUGGCAGCAGCCCUCGAGAGGAUGAUCAACCUGACCGUUUUCUUCCUCAACGUUCCGACUCCGCUCUCUCCGCCCAUUCCAGCCCUUUCAAUCAAUCAUUCAUCCACCCAGACCACCACGAUGAGCCGAUACGCCCACCGCCUCCCACCAGACAAGAGCGAGAGGAACUUGAGCGUCUUCUCGGAGGCAUUGAAGGAAGUGGGGAUGCAGAGCGAGAGACCGCCAUUUUAGAUGAUGGCGAUUCCUCACCCUCGGAACGGAAUGGGACACCGAGGCUUGGUCGGUCCUGUUCCUGCCGGGAUGGAUACCGGUCCCAACGAUGUGCAGAACCUGGAUGCGACCGCACUCUCCUCAUGCCGAAUGGUUAUUGUCUUGAUCGGGCACCCGGCACCAACGGGCACCACGGGGCAACUCCUUCUCCCAUCGCUAACUCAGCUGCUCCCCCCUCACACAUGGACCUUUGCCAGCACUACAGUCCACAUCCACAUCAUUCCCUCCCGCCUCCGGAUCUAGUGUGGGACCGACAGAGUAGCCAGCAACACUUCCUGCACCGCUCCUUCUCCGAAGCACCCUCGUCACGUCACCACUGCCCUUACCCUCCUCUCGACCCUCACGGCCACCCCCAUCACCACCCUGUGUCCGCACCGGCUCGCCUCUGCUGCCGAGAGGAUGACUACAGCCCCUACCAUCAUCUUCUUCCGCAUCAUCACCACCAUUCCCACCCCAAAUCCACUGGCAACCCAUCCUACCAUGACAUGAUGCUACUAGACAGUGCGUCUCCCUCUGGCUGCCCGUGCAGGGACUGCAGCAUAAGAAGAGAAGACGCGGUGGCUUAUCACAGCUUGAGGCUGGACCGCGGUGACGGCUUCCAGUGGGACAGAGAGGGCGAGAUGGGCCUACGAAGAGCCCGGGAAACAGAGUUAGCACGAGGAAACUCCGAGAUCCACUGGGAGAGGCGAGGCCGGGAGUUGUCCCUCCCUUGGGAGCAAGACAGAGAGGCGGAGCUUCAGUGGGAAAGAGAGAGGGAAGCAGACUACUGGCACAGGAGGGAUGCCAUAAACUCCUACGGCCCACAAAGUCACAAUCAUUCUGCCUUCACCUUUGACCCCUUGCCGUCGUGCCACCCCGCAUAUCCUGAGGCGUCACGUUCCCACGCUCAUUCCCACCUAGACCUCAAGUACAGCAGCAGCAGCAGCGGCUACCAGACACCCCGACAGGCGUGUCCCUGCUCGCCUUACCAGCCGUCGCCGUCCGAAAGCAGGGGCUACGCAUCAGGCUACCAGUCCGAGUCCACUUCGCCGCUUCCUCCCGCUUCAUCCGUCACGGGUCCCUGCAGCCAUAGCAACGGGUCAUCUGAGCAUAAUCACAACUACCACCGUCACCAUCCAGACGUGCCACAAUCAUACGGCUCUGACUCACACACUGAUGGCCUGCGGAACUCUGGUGAAUGCGUGGGUUGGAGGGAUCACAUCACCAACGGUUCCUUCAAGAGGGCGCACAGAGAUGGCCACGGUGCUUCUUCCACUCCAUCAGACAUGUCUGGACCGUCCACACCCGUCCACACUAGCAGUCCUCCAAGCACACAGGAAAGUCCCAGUCCAGGUAGAGAACACGACAUCCGUAAAACAGUCAUCAGCAGUGACUACGUGGCAUCCCAACCUCAGAAUGGACACCAUUCCUCUGAUAAUGUUGUCCAGCAGUCCACGGAAACGUCGUUAAUAAGCAGCACUGACUCAUCAUCGCCACAUGCAGACAAACCGUCACACUCAGAACCGCACAACCACUGCAAAGCACCAACCGUCCCGUGCCCGACAACACAACAGCAGCACUGUUGCUACGAGGUGCCAUCAUCAACACCCAACGCUGUUGCCUCACCUUCGUCGGACCACCACACCCAACCUCCCACUCUGGAGAAUCACCCAUCAGAAGCUGCAGCUGUGCCGUCUUCUGCGACACAGGCAGUGUGUCAUCCUCCCAGCCAGACUCAAACCACCAACACACAAGUCAAUGGAUGUUCUUCCCCACCCACAGAAGCACCCAAAAUAUCCAGCACCUCCGAUUCUCCAAGUGCACCCAUAUCUCCAACUUCAACAUCAUCUUCCGUCCAAGCUGCAUCCAGUAGCAUGGAUGGCUCCCCUGUUUCUAGUAGUCCAGUUCCUGGUUUUGCCACACUGGGUCGGAAGCUAAUGAUGAGCGGUUCUGACCUCCACCACCAUUCCACACCCACCCCUCACCACCACUACCCAGGCAUGGAGCACAAUCCCGCUACGGACACCAACAAGAAGCACCAUUACCCCCCUGCUCACCCACUACAUCUCCACCCAUCAUCCAGUUCCAGCUACUCUACCAUCACCAUCCCACUUCCUCACCCUCAGCCACCCCUGCCGGAGAAGAGACACCCACCCGUGUCGCCUGGCCCACCAAGUGAUGAGGCAGAAGCUGAAAAACCAGCCAUGAGCACGUCUGGCAACACUCAGCAUCAGCACCACGUUACUUUCUCGCCCACCGUAGGGGAAAUCGCACCGCUUGAGAGUGAUAUCAUCGGGUCUGAGGAGCCUGAGGAUGGGAAUAGAGUCAGUGUGAAGUUUGUCCAGGAUAGUUCGAGGUUCUGGUACAAGCCUGGCAUCUCCAGGGAACAAGCAAUUGCUGCUUUGAAGGGGAGAGACCCUGGAACCUUCCUGAUCCGGGAUAGCAAUUCCUUUCAGGGGGCGUAUGGUCUAGCACUGAAGGUGGCCACACCUCCUCCUAAUGUCCACAACCAUAGCAGCAAAGUGGGCGACCCCCUGGAACAUUUGGUGAGACACUUCCUCAUUGAAACAGGCCCUCGAGGAGUGAAGAUUAAAGGGUGUCAGAAUGAGCCGUACUUUGGAAGUCUGUCUGCAUUGGUCUAUCAGCACUCCAUCACGCCCAUCUCUUUGCCCUGUGCACUGAAGAUCCUCGAAAAAGAUUUGAUCGGGGAUGUGCAGGAGGUUCAGCCUGUGAGUAACAUCAGCACCGCUGCUGACCUCCUCAAGCAAGGAGCAGCCUGUAACGUCCUCUACCUGAACUCUGUGGAAACGGAGUCUCUGACUGGGCCUCAGGCCAUCGCCAAGGCAACAGAUGCUACACUGGGCCGCAGCCCUCGCCCCGCUGCCACAGUAGUCCAGUUUAAGGUGACAUCACAGGGCAUCACACUGACGGACAGCCAGCGCAGGGUUUUCUUCCGCAGACAUUACCCAGUGAACAGUGUCACCUUCAGCAGCGUUGACCCCAACGACAGGAGGUGGACUAACUCAGACAACACCACUGUUAAAGUUUUUGGUUUUGUCGCCAAGAAGCCAGGCAGCUUAGCGGAGAACGUCUGCCACCUGUUCGCCGAGCUGGACCCUGAACAACCCGCCGCGGCCAUCGUGAACUUCAUCAACAAGGUCAUGUUGUCGCAGCGGCGGUAGAUGUCACAGCGAUUAUUAUAUUGCCUUGUUACAGUAGGAAUGUUACAUUUUUUAAAAGGCGCCACAUCGUCCUCUAUCGACCCGUAUCACAAAGCUGCUUGGCUAGUAUGUCGCCAUGGUAACACAAAGCAUGAAGAUGAUUCAAAAGAACAUUUAACAUUCCUUCCAGGUUAAAAUAUCAUUAAAUAUCAUAAAUGCAGUAGAACCAAUACAUUUAGUGAAGCAGCUUUGUGAUUCCACUUGCAUAGGAUGAUGAUGAUGAUGAUACAGGGUUAUAUAAUCAGUCUAGCUAGUGCAUUAGUAGCAUCACAGACUGUUAACACAUCAUAACAGGAAGUAAACAAGACCAAAGACUAUUAUGUUGUUUAGUUUCGCAGUACCCACGCAGGGGUGGGGUUGCGAGGAGAAGGGGGGUGGGGUGGGGCUUUCCAUCAUCGAGUCCACUUGUGUAACUACGACAAUCCUGUUUAUCCCCCCCCACUCAUACACUGUUCAUGACGACAAGUGGAGAAGCCGGGGAGCGCAAACAGUCAUGUUAACUUCCUUUAACCAAGUGUGUGUGUGUGUGUGUGUGCGCGUGUGUAUGUAUGUAGGAGGCGAUUUGAAAGUAUUCAGAUGUGUGUCGCUCAUAAUUGAAAGGAACGUAAGUGAAACGAGUGGGGGAAAAAGGCGACCUAAGGAAAAGCGUACAGUGUUAUUGUACAGUUAUUUUAGUGACUUAUUAAGUCAAAACAGCGGCCAAAAGAAAUGUACUUAACCAAAGAUGAAGCACUCUUUGUAUGAAUUAAUAAGCUUUUUAUUCAGCUAUAUUUUUGUACUUUAACGCCUUCUUGUAUCUCAGCUCCGCAUUUAUAUUAGUGAGAAAACACUAUGUUUAUUACAGCAAUAAUAUAUUGUGGUCUUUGUAUUUACCUCCGUGUUGAUCUCUGUAUUAUGUAGUAAUAUAUUUUCACAUGCAGCUAUAGGACCAUGUAUGAGACAUACAGUAAUAAGGAAAGUGUUUUCUUCAAAAAGGAUAUUCUGCUAUUUUGUAUGCAAAAAAAAAACAAGGAAGAAUAGAAUAAAGUGAUAAUGAUGUGGUACCUUACAUUGUCAUUCAUGGAAUAUUAUAACAAGGUUUAUUCACAGUUCCUUUAAUGCUUCUUUGGAGGAAAUCACACAGGCAUUUAUUAUUAAAAAAAAUCAAAACAAAUAUAUAUAUAGUUUUUUAUACAAACAGCAGAAAAAAAUCAUCUAUAAAUCUAUACAAGACAUGGCUAAUGGCUUAAAGAUACCAUCCAAAACAGUUGAAAUGCACUUCAUGAGGCAGGAGUGUAGCUUCACUUCAUCUACAUAAAAUCGCCUUAGUUAAAUGUGCAUCAGUAAAAACAAAAUGGUGCAAGAAGUGCUUUUCAUAUAGCUACGUAAACAACACAGCAGUUUGUACCAAGGCACUUGGAAAAAUACUACAGUUGCAGUCCUGGAUUCUCAACACAUGCCAGUGCAGCGUUAAAUAAGGCC